AUGAUGUUCACAUCGCCCUUGGUGCGUGCGGUCUCGGCCCUGACGUUAACGAAUGCGGCUUUCCUGAAGCCUCGACAAGUCCCGGCACCUGUCAAUAAUGUCACGACCGUCACCUCCCCAUCUGGUGCGACAAUCCGUUACAAGGAACCCGGCAAAAACGGCAUCUGCGAGACAACCCCGGGCGUGAAGUCGUACAGUGGAUACAUCGACAUUGGUCAAGACAACCCCAGCAGGGAUCCGGUGACUCUCUGGUUGAAUGGCGAGCCCGGAAGUGAUUCACUAAUUGGCCUUUUUGAAGAGAUUGGCCCAUGCUACGUUGACGAGACUCUCAAGACCCAGCAACGUGCCAUCUCGUGGUCCAAUGCCUCGAAUUUGCUGUUCCUCUCACAGCCAGUCGGAACUGGAUUUUCCUACAGCGACACCAGUGUUGGAUACUUGGAUCCGACCUAUUUGAGCGUGUCUCCCGCGCAAAGUGGGCAAGCUGUUGGAAGGUAUUCCAUUAUCGACCCCACAAAGCUCGACACGAGCAAGUUGUGUGCGAUAGCUGCAUGGAAAUUGCUCCAGGGCUUCUAUGGCGCUCUGCCGCAGUUCAGCAAGGAGGUCACUUCGACAGACUUCAGCCUGUGGACAGAAUCGUUCGGUGGGCACUGGGGCCCGGCCUUUGCUUCCUACUUCUACGAGCAAAACGAGAAGCUUCCUGCUAACACGGAUGGGAGGAGGCUCAACUUCAAGUCUUUCGGCAUCGUCAACGGCAUAAUCGACGAGCAAAUUCAGACGAAGCACUUGCUAGAGUUCACGCAGAGCAACACAUAUGGCGUGCAGCUCAUCAAUGACACCAUCUACGACCACGGUAAAUUCAGCAUGUACAGACCUGGAGGCUGUCAGCAGGCCCAAGACAAUUGUGCGUACUUGACCAAAGACUCCCUGGUCAAGAGGAGUGGCUGCGCCGCGGCACAGUACAUCUGCCAGAAUGACGUAGAGGACCUUUACUAUACCUUUGGCGGCAAUCGUGGAGUUUAUGACAUUAGAACAUGCAACGGCAAGGAUGUCCCACCGUCACAAUGGAGGGACUUCUUGAACAAAGCGGAGGUUCAAAACGCUAUUGGGACUGAUCUCAAUUACACGUCAUCCAACCUCAUCUACACCGCCUUCUCCUUGUCUGGAGACUUCGCAGUCGGCUACAUCAACGAUCUGGAGGAGCUGCUGGGCUACGACAUCCAGGUUGCGCUAGUAUACGGCGAUGCUGACUACAUCUGUAACUGGCAGGGCGGCGAAGACAUUUCCAAGUCGGCGAACUGGACCGGUCACGAUGCGUUCAACGCGGCUGGCUACACCAAGCUACUGGUCGACGGAAAGGAAUAUGGAGAGACACGCCAGUUUGGCAAGUUCAGCUUCACACGAGUCUGGGAGGCAGGACAUGAGGUCCCGUAUUUCCAACCGGAGGCAGCGUUUGCAAUCUUCAACCGCACCUUGCACGGUCUUGACGCUGCCACGGGCAAAGUAUCAACCACUGGCAACAGCACAUAUUCGACCACGGGAACGCCCAACACUGUACACAAGCGUCAGCUAUCGCCACUCGACUGCCCCAGCACCACGUGA
This is a messenger RNA of Fulvia fulva, 1599 nucleotides long. Its product is annotated as Carboxypeptidase S1 A. Gene Ontology annotation, molecular function: serine-type carboxypeptidase activity. The record is from RefSeq and is a predicted model, not a curated record. Gene Ontology annotation, cellular component: fungal-type vacuole. Lineage: Eukaryota; Fungi; Ascomycota; Dothideomycetes; Mycosphaerellales; Mycosphaerellaceae. Gene Ontology annotation, biological process: proteolysis. Bases 1 to 1599 code for a protein of 532 amino acids. The transcript is spliced from 7 exons.